This is a messenger RNA of Alternaria ventricosa, 678 nucleotides long. RefSeq lists its product as uncharacterized. The transcript is spliced from 2 exons. Lineage: Eukaryota; Fungi; Ascomycota; Dothideomycetes; Pleosporales; Pleosporaceae. Bases 1 to 678 code for a protein of 225 amino acids. The record is from RefSeq and is a predicted model, not a curated record.
AUGCCACUCACGAGAGUGGCUGUGGUAUCAGGUGGAAGAACAAGCCUUGUGGCUCAAGCAUCUCGAGAAUCAAGCGAAUCGAUCAGUAGCCCCGACGAGACAUCCGCGACGCUGACCCGACAACUCUACAUACACGGCAUAACUUACCUACUUCGAGGGCUCCCAGCGAAGCUCACCCCAGAAGAAACUUUGAGCAUACAGGCGGCUCUUCCACAAGACGUAGUCGACACAACAAACCACGCGAAUACGCACGCGUUACUUCCAGUCUCGCAACGCAGCUCUAGUGCUCAAAGAGCGCCUCCACAAGACCCCACGAUCUUGCACCGCCUGACCGCCACCCUCGUCCUCCAGUCCUUCGUCCUCAUACAGUUCAUUCUACCAUACAUCAAGCUAUUCCUAUCACAUACCUACCAGUUCGAGAGGAAGCAUCAGAUCACAAAACGGCUCGUCAAUACAGGCGUCGCGACUGUCGAUGACAUCGGACGGAAGACACUGAGGCUGUCGCAAACCGUGUGCCAGAUGAACGAUGGCAUGGUAGGACAAGCGAUCAACGAGAUGACCAUCUGGUGGGUUAGAGGUGUCACCGGAGGUGUUCAACAGGGUCUCGCCGAGGGAUUACAAGCUAUGAGGAUAGCGGAGAGCCAGCGGGGUGAGGAGUGUGUGGGGCGGAUCAACUGA